This is a messenger RNA of Thelazia callipaeda (thelaziosis nematode), 1128 nucleotides long. NCBI's taxonomy places the organism in Eukaryota, Metazoa, Nematoda, Chromadorea, Rhabditida, Thelaziidae. The record is from the annotation of a GenBank genome assembly.
AUGAGAAAAUACUAUUGCCUGUUAGAUCGAGCUGUUGGUAAUAGCAAUAAAAAUUAUGACAGAAAUGAUGGUGACAACAAAGCUGAUUACGACCUACCAAUAGUACGAUAUGAAAAACCACUGCAAAAAAACGCAAAACAUGUGAUUGACGUUAUGAAACGUUUGCAUUUCAUGACAACUGUUGAAAUGCACAGAGAAUUAAAGAAAGCACAUAUUGAUUCUAGUGGGAAUACAACUCAGUUAUACAAAAGGCUGAAGAAAUACUUCAGAAAAGAGCUUGCAAUUAUUAGAAGCAAUCAAUCAUUAGCAAACAAAACUCAUUUACUUUAUAAGUAUUUGGUGGUUGUAGAUUUUGAAUGCACUUGCGAUAGUGAGAGCAAUAAUUAUGACCACGAAAUUAUUGAAUUCCCAGCAGUUCUCAUCGAUGUGCGGAAAAAAAGCAUCGUAAAUACCUCAGUUUCAAUACUAAACGAAGUAGAUAUUUUUCAUUCAUAUGUACGACCAGUUCAUAAUCCUCAACUUACUGAAUUUUGUUCCAAGUUAACGGGUAUCACUCAAGAAAUGGUUGACAGUGCACUACCAUUUGUUGACGUUCUUGACUCAUUCAGAACAUGGAUGCAAAUGUAUUGUUUAGGAGAAAGAGAAGCAUAUUUUGCUUUUGUUACAGAUGGUCCAUGGGAUAUUGCCAAAUUCCUUCAAAUGCAGUGUAUUCAGAGUCAGUUAGAUCCUGUUCCUCAUGAAUUUCGUGCAUACAUAAAUAUACGGAAAUCAUUUGCGAAUAAAUAUUGUAGAGGUCGUUCCAUACCAAAAAUUAAUCUGACCGGAAUGCUAACAGCUCUCAACAUGACAUUUGAAGGUCGAGAACACUGUGGACUCGAUGAUUCUAAAAAUAUCGCAAGGAUCGUAAUAAAGAUGAUUAUGGACCGGAGUGAAAUAAGAAUCAAUGAAAAACUUGUCCGAGUGAAGGAGAACGAAAAAGAAACAAUGUUACCACUAGAGAUGAGUAGAGAAGAUCGAGAUCGACUGGCUUGGAAAGACAACCUCCCAUAUAGGGUGCAUCAAAUAAGCCGAGAGUCUUUCAUCAGCGAUGAAUAUUUAGACUGUGAUACAUGCGAUGAGAAUCAGUAA